AUGAGGACACUGAGGCUGGAGGGAGACGCGGGUCAGGACGGAGACAUUUAUCUCCGUCUUAAGGAAAAGAAUUCACCAGUCCAGAUCUCUGCCAACUCCAAGAACCUCACACUCACCAAGAUGUUAGACAAGGAGGGUAAGGACGGACCAUCACACGUCGUCGUCAACAUUAUCUGUGACCGGCGAGGAACUACUGACCCUAGCAUCACUAUUCCUGUGAAUAUUAGAGUCACUGAUGAUAAUGACAAUGCUCCAGUCUUCAUCAACAGUCCUUAUUAUGUCAAUGUUUCAGAGGUAACUGUGGUUGGGACAGUAAUUGUUGGAGACAUCUUGGCUAAGGAUGAUGACCAACAAGGACCGUUCUCUACUGUCCAGUACUCCAUCAUGUCUGGUCCAUACUCGGAUAUGUUUAGUUUUGAGUCCCCGCUAAGUGGAUCGCUGGUGCUUAGGAAGCCACUAGACUAUGAAAGUGUUCCUGUGUUCAACAUCACCAUUGUUGCUCAGGAUCAAGGAGCAUCUCCACAGAGCAGCAGCACAGUGCUCACAGUACAAGUGCAAGAUGCUGAUGACCAGAAUCCUGCCUUCACUAGAGACCACUACAUGGCCGUUAUCCCUGAUAAUCCAAUCAAGGGAGCCAAGGUGGAGAUUCAACCAGAAACAGUAGAGGCACUGGAUAGGGAUGAGGGUAUUAUGGCCCCUGUCUUUUAUUCCUUCAGUAGAGAAGAGGAAGAAGCAGCUUGGUUCAGCAUUGACCCUAAGACUGGAGAAGUAACUCUCGCUGAAGACCUUCCAGAUGACAAGCUCAACCAACCUACCACUCUUGUUGUCAGGGCAACGCAGGUAGACAACCCUGACAGAUAUGCCUUGACAACAAUUACAUUGUCUAGACGAGGAUACUACUCCACACAACUGCAGUUCAUUCAGCGGGAUUAUGUGGCAACAGUACUGGAAAGUUUGCCUAGACACUCUCUCAUCGCACCUACAAUGAUCAACAAAAAUAUUGACAAGAAUAUAAGAUUCAGUCUAGAGAAGGACGGGGAUGGAGUGUUCCGCAUUUCACCUUCUGGACAAAUACUUCUCGACUAUGACCUUGAUUAUGAGACUAAACAGGAGUAUGACCUCAAAGUUUAUGUAAUGGAUGGAGAAUUUAAUGACACAGCCACGCUGAAAGUGCAAGUACUAAAUGUAAAUGACUGGGAUCCACGCUUUCGCUACCCUCAGUAUGAAUUUUUUGUCUCUUCAACCACUCUAAGACCAGGAGAUGCUAUAGGAAAUGUGGAGGUUGCUGAUGGAGAUCGAGGAGACCAAAUAACUCUUACAGUCAUGGGACAAGAUGCUAAAAUGUUUGCCAUUGGCAAUGAUGGAGAGCUAAGGAUUCGGGAUCUAACAUCACUGAAUUCCACAGUGGCUCAUAUUGUGGUACUGGCACGAGAUUCUGGCAUCCCACCUCGAACGGCAUCAGCACCCGUGAGCAUCACCUUCCCACCAGGUUUGGUACAGUCAUCUCCACUUGGAGCCAACUCCAGCUUCUUGGUAAUGGUCAUCUUCGGAGCCCUCCUUGGAAUAUUUGUAUUAAUAAUCAUCUGCCUCGCCAUCUACAUUCACAAAAAUAAGAAGUGUCGCGAUGAUAAACCGAUGCUGCAUUACCCACCAAGAUGAAUCAAAAUUACAUCCAACAACAUCCCUCAUACCAAAUUGGAUCCACUCUCUCCACUAAAUAACCAGUUGCAGGGUAAUGGCCGACAGAUGACCCCACUAGGCAAUCCGAUAUCUUCCAACGGCCUUAUGGGGACUGAACUCUCAUCCUCUGAUAAUAACAAUACUCACACCACAAAUAACUAUAAUAAUGGAAGCAUUAGAACCAGCAACAUUUCAGUUCGCUCAGGUAUUCUUGGAGGUUGUACUCAGGGCAGCCGUCGGUACCUCAAAAACCCUUUAGCGAGUGGAUCAUUUCCUGUUAAUUCAAGUAUGAACCCUCCCCCUCCAGCAGUGCCUCCAAGUGGGACUCCUGGUGAUGGGCUUUCCCUUAAUGGCACUGUGAGGUCCUCCACCACAACCUCCACUAUCUCACUAAGUGGCACACCAGAGCCACCAGGUCAUAAUAUCAGAGCUUUAGGAGGAAUCAUUGCACCAAGAAGUGCUUUGAACCACAGUGCAAGAGCUGGUAGUGGGCACAGUAUUGGGGCCAAGUAUAAAAGUACAUCACCUGGGGGAUCAGCUAGGGCUGUGGGUGGCCUCCCAGUGAAGAACCGAGUGAGUCCUGCUCCCACACCACCAGCUCCAGCCAACACACCAUAUCCUGACACAGAGUCCUCACCUGGAUCUCCUCACUCUACUUCGUCUGGUCCAAUGUCCGCUAAGGUUGCCUGGCCACAUGGCUCAAUUCCUAAAAGAGUAAAGAAGUUAUCUUGGGAAGAUGAAUUAAGUAAUAAGACGGAGUUGGAUCCUGAAGUCAGUGUGACACCAAUGCCACAGUCAUCAAUUUCAGACACACCUAACCUUACUGUCUAUUUCUGAUAAUAGUAGCCUAGUCAGUUAGGGAUGUGUUCCAGAGAACAUCUUGUGCAUGUUCUAAAAGUCAUUACCAGUUUCAUGCCGCAAUGCCAGCACACAAAGGGCUAAAGGUGUACAUACCUCAGUAUAUACACAAUUAUUGUGAAUUAUUCAUUCUAUAAAACAUUUGUUACCAUGUGCAAAAAGUUGGCUGUGAAAAAGUGAAAGAAAAAGUUACAGUACCUGUAAUCUCUGCCUUCAUGGAAAUAUAGGUUGUAAGAUGAAAGAUAAUUUAAAAAUAUUACAUUCCUAUAAAAACAAUGAUUUUCUUGAUGAAUCAUAGUCAUAAGAAACUUGCUAGGAAAUAUAAAACCAUCUGCUGGAAAUUUAGCAAAUUGUUCACUACUUGGCUGAUAGUUUAUCUGUGAUCAAAAAUUAAGCAUAUAUAACAUUAACAAUUAUAAUACUUCAUAGAUGUAAUUGUAUUACCUCAAAUUUACUCCAUAUCUUCACUGGUAUCAGAUGUCAUAAUAAUACUGGAAGGACUGGGUAUAGUGAUUCUUACAAAUUUUAAGUAUGAAUAGAUCUCAGAUAUGUGAACACAACAGUUGGUUGUGACUAAUAGUUCCUGGUACAUUUUGGGUUGUCUGGAAUCUCUUAUAUUACAAUAUGUUAAUUAUUAGUAAAAUGUACCAGCAUACAGAUGUCUAUGCUGAGUCAACAAAUUCAGUAAUAAAGAUUCACCAUAUAUAGAGCAGGAUGUACUGUACCACUCAUAUCUUUUGGCAUUGGCUGAAGGAUUUACUAACCUACCUUUGACAGACUCCCUCUUCGACUUUUUGACAGCAGAUCUACUACAUAAAUUUUGAUAAUCCUUCCUUUAGCACUCCUCACAACCCGUCCUAACUUUACUUUUAUUAUCAUCUCCACCCUUAUUUAUCCUUAGAUCCUGCAUCAAUUACUACUCUGCAGCGCUGUAUGACCCUGGUAGGUUUGGCGCUUCUUUUUAAUUAUAAUAAUACUAUAUCGUACUAUUCUCACUGUGGUAUUUUGUUAUUCUAUUAAGACAGCAUGCAUUCUACUAGUGUUUGGCUAGCCAAAAUCUUUUCUUUCCCAUCACUGAUUACACGUUAUCUAAUGUGCUUUCCAUUUUUAUAACUUUCUUUUUAUAGAAAAUAGUCAAACUGCAAUAUUUUGUACUUAACUGUUCUACUGUAAAACCAUACCCACCCAUGGUAUGGUUUACUUGCAAUCAUGCCAUUACGAUUUCGCGAGUCAGAAUUGAUGACUUAAUGUGUAGGAUUCCUAUGAAUGUAUGCAAGUAAUGUGAAAUGUCAUAAUGUCAAUAUCAAUACAAAUAUUGAGAACAAUACUUAAUUCUUCAACCCAUCCUCCUAAAUUGUAAGUCAAUUUCUCACAUAUUGUUUUCAGAAAAUUUAUCUAUACAUUGUACAGCCUCUCCUCACUUAACAAUGGAGUUCCGUUCCUAAGACCACGUCGGUAAACGAACUCAUCGUUAAGUGGGGAACAUACUAUAAUGGUAGUGGGUUUGUGUCAACCAUCUUUUUCAUAUUGUUUUAAUGUUACCUUUGCACCACAUAUAAAAUUUUUUAGAAUAUUUUUAAAUGUUUAUAAAGUAGUGUACUGGUGUAAUAAACAGAAUAAAAGAAAUCCGCUGUAAUAUAAAUUAUUUAAGUAUGCAUACUGGUCAGAGAGCCCGUUGCAAGUCUGAGUCAUCACUAAAUGAGAGAGGCUGUAUAUCUUAUGAUGAUUGUUAAAUUGUCAUCUACUAAUAAAAAUUAUUAAAAUAUAACAUACCACAAUGCCAGUACAGUAGGGCUCCACUUUACGGUGUUUUGUUUUACGGGGUUCUGCUAAUUUGGAUAUUUAAAAUUACGACCAAAACUCUUCAUACAGCUCCCCCCUGUCUUUCUAAUACUGUCACAGUGCCCACCUGGUUUGUUUACAUUCUCCGUGAGUACGUCUCCAUUAUGUCUGGAAACUUUCCAAAAUUUAAAGGGUUUUAAAGUUACUGCAUAUUUUAUAUGUACCCUGAUAAUUAUACUUAUGUGUACCUGUACCUAAAUAAACUUGCACACUGUGCUGGCAUGCAGGUACACAUCCCUCUAGUCUGAAAGCCAUAGUAAUAAUACUAAUAUGUAAUAAUAUUCACUCUUGGGUACAUUAAAUGUCUUAUUUUGUGUUAUAGAUUUUUUUUUUUUUUAACAAGUUGGCUAUCUCCCACCGAGGCAGUGUGAGCCAAAAAGAAAAUACUUUCAUCAUUAAAUACUUUCACCUCGCUCAUACAUAAUCACUGUUUUUGCAGAGGUGCCCAGAACACAACAGUUUAGAAGCAUAUACAUAUAGUAUGUAAAGAUAUACAACAUAUCCCAUAUACAAUAUAUCAAUGCAUAACAGUUAAUAUAGAUAUUUUCAUUAAUCCAUCUAUGAUAUUUUCUUCAAAAUUAUGUAAGAAACACGUUACAUAGCAUAUAAACAUGAUACAUACACCCACAGUACAAUAAAUUUCACAUAAAUAUGAGGUGUGGUAGCCGGCAGAGGGAAAACAUUACGUUUCCUCUGGUCAAGCACCAAAGAAAACGUGUAUGAAUUUGUAUUUCUCUCAGUCACUCCCCUUAACACAUUCUGCUUUGUUUACAAUUCUUGCCAUGAAUUCUUCUCAUUACUUCUCCCUUUACUUAUGAUGGCAUCUAAAGGUAGUUGUUAGAAACGAUUAAACUCAGUGAACAAGGUAGAGUGAUACCUCUCAUAUUUGAACUAUAUGGGCCAAGACCGGUUUGGAAACAUGGAGUUUCCGGAUACGUGAAGGGAAAAAUGCGCAUCCGUACCGUCAUAUCAUUCAUACCCUGUCAUAUCGCCAUUGGUGAUGGAGUUGCAGGUUUAAAAAACGAGUCCAACGUCGUCUGGCGGUGGGAUCAUAUCAUUCAUACCGUCAUAUCAUUCAUACCCUGUCAUAUCGCCAUUGGUGAUGGAGUUGUAGGUUUAAAAAAUGAGUCCGUCGUCUGGCAGUGGGAUCAAACACUCUGAGCUAGAGUAACAGUCUCCUGGAUUUCACGGACCACAGGACCAUGACUUUUCAAAUGGGCUGUAGACAGUGGAUGCUCCAAAUAUUCGAAAGUGUUUCAACACCUGUCCUUGCUGCUGAAGUUUAUGGUCUUGGAGGCACUGGGUUGUCAUCGUCGUUACUUUCGGAAUGUUCCAGGUGCAACACUGAUUCUACAAUCUCUGCAUCCAUCAGAGAUUGCACACCAAGGUCAUUUUUGUCACACACUAGCCAGUCCUGCACUUUGUCUUCUGUAGUUUUUUCCCCAGCCUUGGACCAACCUGCAUCCAUGUGCGACAAUAUUUCCCUUUUUUUUUUUUCUAGAAUAAGCACAUUCCUGGCCCUCUUUGGUGCCAUACACAAGAUAGCCAGGACAAAACACAGCUGCAUUAAUUCUAAAAGGAGGAAUGGAACCCCCACAAAGGCCACAAAUUCAUUCUAGACUGCACCAUCAUUAUGCGAAGAGUGCAGCUCCUAGUGGCCAACCGGUAUACUAAAGUGCAUGCUAAGUUUGAUUCAACCUUCUGCCGUAUCCAAAUGGCUGUUUGGAUAUUGGCGAGAUUCAGAUAAUGGCAGGCCGGAUAUGCGAGGUAUCACUAUGUCGAUGGUAAUAAUGUGGCUCUGGGCUGCAUUACAUAUCGUAUAGCUAUGCAAGUAGGUGUAGCUAUGUAGCCCAGGUGGACAACAUAGCUAAAUCUACCGGCUACCUCCACCUGACUUCCUACAAAUACUGUAAAUACUACUCACCUCUCAUCCUACAUUAAGACUACACAUAUUUUAAGGUAAAUAAUGAGUGUACUGUAUGUGUAUUUUAUCUCUCUGGGCUGCUUUAAAUAUCAUAUAUUAAGUUUGGGAUGGGGAGCCAGGGCUACCUACACCUGACUUCCUACAAAUAAGUAUUACUCACCUCUUGCCCUACACUAAGACGACAAAUAUUUUAAGGUAUGUAAUGAAUGUACUGUGUAUGUAUUUGAAUUUUUAUUGUUUUUUAAUGCCUAGUUCUACUGUUAGCUUAAUAUAUAUGUUAUUGUAAACUUGCUGUCUUUGAUUUGUAUGCAUUUAUAAGUGGAAAAAAUGGUGUUCUGCUUUCUGGCAAUGUCCACUUUCCAGCGGUAGCCUGGAACCUAAUCUGCUGAAUAAGUGGGGCCCUACUGUAUAUCAAACAUUGCAAAGAGGUUCUAAAAGUUUUUGAGAUGCAAACAGAAAACAGGAACCUACCAAGUACACACUACAAUGCAUAGUCUGAUAAUUACUGUUGAAAGCUCGUAUAACAAUCAUUCAUUGAAUUGUCUUUGUCACAGUGAAAUAUCAACUCUGACUAGGAGAAAAGGCUGAACUCUUGUACAGUGCUGUAUUAAAUAAAAUAACAAAGAAGUUGAAACAAUUUAACAAAAAAAAAAAAAAGAAUUUUGUCCCGUAAAUACUGUAUAUACACAUACUUUUUAUUUACUACAAUAAUUAAACUGCAUACAGCACUAAAAAUUGUGAAUUAAUUUUCUGACAGUCAUCACAUUUUUAUUAACUGGCCCUAAUAAGUUCUUCCUUGAUAGAUUAUGAUGAAUCCAGAUUUUUAUUUCCAUUACUAUAAAUACCAAUUUUUCUUUUGAAUACUCUAGAGCUGUAGUAGGAUUCAAGGUUGAAGCAUAUACCAUGAGUACAUGUUACUGUUUGAUCACUGACAGUGCUAGUUUUAAGAAUUUACAGAAAGUUCCUCUUUGUUUCAUGGAUGAUGCGUGAAUCGUCCAACCAACCUCAUACUCCAUUUUUCCUUAGUAGACCCUCUACUAACAUCUGAGUUUCAUGGGGGGUUGGCACCUGCAUGCCCUGGAUAUUUUCUGUGAUAAAAGUGUAACAUUCCAUCUUGGGCAGGUCAGCUAACAUGCUAGAAUUUGUAGCUAAUUAAAAGUAUAAAUAAGAAGCUGCAUGUGAUAUGUAUCAUGUGAAAAGUAAUAUGCUACACAUAUUUGUUAUAUUUCCAAAUGCAUAUCAUUUAAUAUUACUGUACUCUUAAUCACUUUAAAAAUUUAGUUAGAAAGUUCCUAUACAGAUGAUCCAUAUAGUCUGUGGAUUCACAAAUUGUUUUGUUUUGAUAUACAUACUGUACUGUGUCGGACAUGCUUUUCCAGGCAAUGCUUUUAUCAUAUUUCAUAUAACAGGUGCUUCCUUAAAGAGACCAAAACUAAAUAGUAGCAUAUUUAUGUAGAAGUAGGAUAUACAGUAUUUGUUGUGUGUGUGUGUGUGUAUAUAUAUAUAUACAUGUAUAUAUAUAUAAAUUGAUUAGAAGACUGCAUAUACUGUACUUGACUUGAGUGCAAUCUAUUUUUGUAUAUACUGAAUUGUACUUGUUCAGUAUCAGUGAUCAAGUAUUCUUCCAAUGUAUUUAUUACUGGCACUACUACUGAAACCAGCUGAUGAACUGUACUGACAUCUUAGCAAUAAAAUAAUGUUUUAUAA
This is a messenger RNA of Cherax quadricarinatus, 8011 nucleotides long. The record is from RefSeq and is a predicted model, not a curated record. Lineage: Eukaryota; Metazoa; Arthropoda; Malacostraca; Decapoda; Parastacidae.